Messenger RNA from Ceratitis capitata (Mediterranean fruit fly), 798 nucleotides. RefSeq names its product ubiquitin-fold modifier-conjugating enzyme 1 (gene Ufc1). The record is from RefSeq and is a predicted model, not a curated record. NCBI's taxonomy places the organism in Eukaryota, Metazoa, Arthropoda, Insecta, Diptera, Tephritidae. Bases 146 to 640 code for a protein of 164 amino acids. Gene Ontology annotation, cellular component: cytoplasm. Gene Ontology annotation, molecular function: UFM1 conjugating enzyme activity. Gene Ontology annotation, biological process: protein K69-linked ufmylation. The transcript is spliced from 3 exons.
GUGUCUUAUUUUUUAAUCAGCAGCCAAGUGAAAGUUGUUAUUCUUUAUGCUGUAAAUUAGAUUUGUUAGCUUAAAUUCUGUUAUCCUAAUAUUUUUUAUAACUUUUCUUUUAAAUUACCCUAAAUUAGAAUAUUUACAUUUCAUAAUGGUCGACGAAUGUACAAGGAAAACUCUUAGCAACAUUCCUUUACUGCAGACACGGGCAGGACCUCGCGACAAAGAUUUAUGGGUACAGCGGUUGAAAGAGGAAUACCAAGCACUUAUUAAAUAUGUUCAAAACAAUAAAGAAUCAGGCAGUGACUGGUUUCGUUUGGAAUCUAAUAAAGAAGGAACCCGUUGGUUUGGAAAAUGCUGGUACAUGCACAAUCUUCUCAAGUAUGAAUUUGACGUCGAGUUUGAUAUACCAGUAACUUAUCCGACAACCGCGCCAGAAAUAGCUCUACCUGAGCUCGAUGGAAAAACUGCGAAAAUGUAUCGCGGAGGUAAAAUUUGCUUGACUGAUCAUUUCAAGCCUUUGUGGGCACGCAAUGUUCCGAAAUUUGGUAUUGCACACGCAAUGGCCUUGGGGCUCGCACCUUGGUUAGCUGUGGAAAUACCAGAUCUUAUAGAGAAGGGCAUUGUUACUUAUAAAGAUAAAUAAUAUUUUUUUCAAUUUUGAUUUAUACAUAAUUGCUUAUUUUUUCAUAUAAUCAAAUCGAUGUCUUUUUUCCUUAGAGGAAUAAAGUGUGUCUAAAGCGUAAAUGUGUUAUCGUGUCAGUGGCAGAAUAGUUAAUAAAUUGUCGAUAAAUAUAAAAAAAA